Molecule: messenger RNA, 2520 nt
Organism: Synchiropus splendidus (mandarinfish)
Lineage: Eukaryota; Metazoa; Chordata; Actinopteri; Syngnathiformes; Callionymidae
Gene: ddx59
Product: DEAD (Asp-Glu-Ala-Asp) box polypeptide 59
Exons: 8
Coding region: 384-2249 (621 amino acids)
Molecular function (GO): ATP binding; RNA binding; RNA helicase activity
Source: RefSeq, a predicted model, not a curated record
CUUUGAGCCACAUUAAAACCAAGUUUUUGCAUAGCUAAAUAGAAAAUAAUAAUGACUAACAGUAAAUAACACCUUCAUUUCAAGCGGAAACGAAUGGUUUAAGCGGCUAAAUAUACUUGUUCAGAGCAAAUUCAGGACCAGAAAAAAAACCCAUAAUAUAUCCACGAUACGCAAUACUUAUAAUUUAAUAAUAAUGACAUUUAAUCAAACGUUAAUAAUUCAAAAAUAUUCGUAACGUCCUCCAGAAAGGAUACGAAUCGAGUCAAAUAAACAAUGGCUUGAUAAACUGCGUUACCCAUAAUGCAGCUGUGAAUACGUUUUCAUCCUGCGACGGCUGCUGUGUUGCUAUGUGAUGGGCGAGCUGACGUUAGAAGGGGAAUAAAAUGUUUAUGCCACGAGCACUCAAAGUCAAGAGGCCAGCUGAAGGAUCUAGCCAAAAUCUAUCAAAGAAAAUUAAGCCUGUGGUGAAGGAUGACGACGUCGAAACAGAGACCCCUGCAGCGGAAUCCCAAGCAGAAACAGAAAGAGUAGAUGAUCCAGGUGAAUCUAGCUCACAGACCUUUGUACAAGACGAAAGACAAGAGUCUCCCUCGGAAGAUACAGAUGAAGAGGAGGAGCCAGUAAAAUCAUUUAAAAAGCACCAGAGAUGGCCGGAGCCAGGGGAGCCCAUCUGUGUGAUGUGUGGUCGCUAUGGGGAGUAUAUUUGUGACCGCACUGACAAUGACGUUUGCAGUCUUGAGUGCAAAGCCGCUCACCUGGCCCAAAUGUGUCUGAGCACCGGAGCAGAACUGUUCAACCGAAAGUUGGAAGAAGAAACAAAUUCUCAACUUCCGUCAUCCAUGAUAGGUUUAUCAAAGGACAUUGAACCGGAAUAUUCGUACAAGGAAGAUCCAUUCAUAUAUGGACUCUCGGACGAGCAGAUACAAAGGGUUAAAACCGAACUCGGCAUUGAAACUGUCGGAAAAGAUGUAAAACGACCCAUCAUAGAGUUUGAACACUGUGGCUUCCCUGCCAUCCUGAAUAAAAACUUGAAAGCAGCCAACUACAAGUCUCCAACGCCAGUUCAGAUGCAGAUGAUACCCAUUGGACUCAGCAGGAGAGAUGUCAUCGCUAGUGCCGACACAGGUUCUGGGAAAACAAUGGCCUUCCUUCUGCCCGUUGUGAUCCGAGCAUUAGAGAGAGUACCACAAGGUGACUACAGUCCCGCCGCUCUCGUCCUGACACCCACCAGAGAGCUGGCCAUUCAGAUUGAGAAGCAGGCAAAGGAACUUGUGAUUGGCAUCCCCAACAUGAGAACGGCUUUGCUGGUUGGCGGGAUGCCUCUUCCUCCUCAGCUCCACCGCUUAAAGCGCAACAUCAAAAUUGUCAUUGCAACGCCGGGACGACUUAUUGAGAUCUUGAAGCAGAAGGCUGUGCAGCUAAGCAAAGUGAAGAUUUUGGUUGUCGAUGAGGUUGACACCAUGUUGAAGAUGGGCUUCCUGCAGCAGGUCCAUGAAGUCCUGGAAUAUCUCCCUGCUGAGCACCAGACCUUGCUGACAUCUGCUACCAUCCCGAAAGGAGCGGAGGACUCGGCCGCUCAGUUAGUUCACGAGCCGGUUCGUGUCAUUGUUGGAGAGAAGAACCAGCCGUGUGCCAACGUCCGGCAGAUCCUGCUGUGGGUGGAGGAGCCGUCCAAGAAGAAGAAGCUGUUUGAGAUCCUAAGUGACAACAAACUGUACCAUCCUCCAGUUGUGGUGUUUGUCGACUGUAAAUUGGGAGCUGAUCUUUUACGAGAGGCAGUGGCCACGGUGAUGGAGCUCAAUACUGUUGCGAUCCACUCAGACAAGACCCAACGAGAACGCAACCGCAUCCUUAUGGGUCUGCUUGAUGGAGAGUAUGAAGUGGUCAUUAGUACUGGAGUUCUUGGUCGAGGAUUGGAUUUGGCAAACGUUAGAUUAGUGGUCAACUUCGACAUGCCGAACACCAUGGAUGAAUACGUCCAUCAGAUUGGCAGAGCUGGCCGACUAGGUCAUCGGGGAACAGCAAUCACUUUCCUCAAUAACAGCAACAAACGCCUGUUCCUGGAUGUGGUGAAAAGGGUCAAACCAACUGGAUCCAUCCUGCCGCCUCAGCUACUGAACUCCCCACAUCUACACGAGCAGCAGAAGAAGGACAAAUAUAACACCAAGUCGGGAGAGACAGGCGACCAACUGGUCACAAAGGUCAACCUCAUGGACAUCAUACGGAAACACGAUCGCCGUAAAAAAUAAUAGAAUCUGUCGAAAAAAAGAUUUGUGUUGAUGGUAAAAAAAAAAAAUGUUUUCUACUCAUGUUGUAAAAGCAUUUUAUUUAUGACUGUAGUCGUGUGAUCAACCAAGCAAUGAUGUGACGUAAACACAAUAAAAGAGCAAAUAUAUGUUUUUCAGAAAGUUUUGUACUCUGAUGUCCAUUACUGUAUAUUGCCGUGGCUACAGUCUGGGUAAUCCAUUUUGGCGUGCUGACUACUAGAAAUCAAUCUUUAUUGGCCUCGCAGUUGGAUUA